Messenger RNA from Metschnikowia bicuspidata var. bicuspidata NRRL YB-4993, 7449 nucleotides. It is a transcript of the gene CAS4, whose product is annotated as Cas4p. The coding region runs from base 1 to 7449 and encodes 2482 amino acids. The record is from RefSeq and is a predicted model, not a curated record. Gene Ontology annotation, cellular component: cell cortex; site of polarized growth. The transcript has a single exon. Gene Ontology annotation, biological process: cell morphogenesis. Lineage: Eukaryota; Fungi; Ascomycota; Pichiomycetes; Serinales; Metschnikowiaceae.
AUGUCUCCUACUUAUCAAGGUGCACCAAAGCUAGAGCCCUCACCCCAACUCCCGCCACCGUCACAAAAAAAGUCAAUGAACUUCGUAUUGCUGCGCGGCGAGGAGUUCCACCAGAUGAAGAAACUAACCGCAACAGAAGCCAAAAGUCCUGCGGAGUAUACCUUGCAUAUCAUAUUCACGCAAUUUGUACGCCAUGCAGAGAGAAAACUCAAUCUUUGCCUCGAGGGCCCUUUACUGAACGAGCCGCCCAUCAUCGAGUUGCUUGCGGAAGGUGUGGAUCUUCAGUUCGACGAAAUAAUCUUUUCUUUGGGCUACAUCGCAAAGAAAAAACCAAAGCAGGUUAUUGAUAGCGUGAUGUUCUGGCGUAAAUCCAAGAGUGAGGUUGCACUGUUGGCCAGCACUGAGUUGGAGAAGGUUCUAAUCCAGAACCGCUCAAGUUCGGUAGCCAAAACACCGCAAACUAACACUGGUGACCUCGGAGCUACCGUAAGAUUGCAACUGUCACCCAAAGAUUUACCUGUUCGUGGCAAAAGGAGUAUCAGUCUUAUGAGAUCAAAGAGUAUUUCCAAAUUGGCUCAUCGGAGAAACGUGUCAACUUCGAACAUAAGCUCAACUGACCCGGAAAACAUUUCCACUAAAAUAACAGAAGAAUUCUCACAAAACAAAUUGAACGGUGCUGAUCCUUAUGAUAAGAAUUACGACGAUAAGAUUUCACACGCGCGCAGCACUGCCAUCCAAGCAGAGAAGAAGUCAUUGGCCUCCAUCUAUAUCUUGUGCCGCGUUUUGAUUGAAGUUGUGAAACAAACUUCUGGAGAUGCUUUGGGUACAGAGUUCGGAGGCAAGCUCGAGGAGAUAGUUUACUAUCAGCUCAAGACUACUGAUCCAGUCGCAACUAGUGAAUCCUUCGUGCGGCUGGCAAACUGGAACCUCUUUUCUGAACUUUUGGGCCACAUGUCCGAAAAGCGCUUCUUAAGUGUGAGUGAUCGCUUUAUAGCUGAUCUUGAGAGAGUGCCCGUUAAUAUUGCUCACGAAGAUGAACCCAAACUUCACCUCCUUAUUCAUGGAAUGCGAUAUUUGCGUCUUACAAAUUACCCUCUUGAGAAGUUCGAAGAAGGUGCUGAGUUUCUUCAAUCAUUAACCAAGUUUUUCUGCAAAUCCCAAAAUCCGACAAUUGUCUUUGCGUAUGCGGAAGUUUUGAGCAGCUUAAUUAUACCUUUAGCAUCUGAGCUUACCGCGGAGGCAAAUCAUCCAUUGUGGGUCGAAUCAAUUAACAAAAUGUACAAGAAGGCUCAAAAGCUUUGUUCCGUUUCUUCUACUGCAGCAGGAGCCACAAUGAAGUCUACUAAUAACACUGUUAAAGGAUCAACAUUUAAUGAUGGUGAUUCUGCAUUGAUUUUGAUGACUUCAGCUCUUUCUGUGAGCUCCCAGGAUCUCUUCAGUAGCAGUUGGUUUGAUUUAAUUGAGGCUAAUGUGUACAGGCUCAAACCUAAAGUGGGAACUUCAAUGAAAACCAGAUUUAUCAUCUGCAUUGCCAGGUUGUUAUGGGUUUACAUCAAUCGUGUACCCGAUACACUCAACAACACUGUCAAGAAAUUGGAUAGAUUGUUUGACUUGUUAUUUUUCGGCCUGAAUGUGACGGGGAAGAAGCAGCAGUGGAUUACUCAUGACCUAGAGCUCAUUAAUGCUAUUACAGAAGUCAUUCGAAUUGUUGCAUUUCUGCACCUUAACUACGUUUUGGACAAUGUAAUCUUGAAGUUGCUCAGGUCUAGUUUCAAUGGUGUUAAUUUGGAGGGUGCUUCUCCCGAAAAAUUAGUGAUCGUUAUAAAAUCAUACACAUUGUGUUUGAAAGACUUCAAGUCAGGAGAAAAGCCCAAAUUUCCAAGUGACGAGGUGUUAAAUGAUCAGUUGAACGAGGUAGUUGCAUUGUCAUCCAAUAAACCUCUCAAGACAUUGUUUGAGGCAACAUACACAAAAUCAUUUCAAAAGUGGAGCAAUACGAUGUUUGAGCAGAAGACUAUAAAAAACCACGCCGCGUAUGAGGAGAUAAGUCGAUCUCUAUCUUUACUUCUCAAGCUCAUCGAUAAUCAAUAUGGCUCAGCGCAUGGAGGUAAAAGCGAAACUCCAUCUUUGGCUCUGACUGCCUCAAAGUCUUUUACGUCUUUGUCGAGUUUUCCGUUUGGGAUUGAUUUUAAUCAAGGAACGAGAAAUGUUUUUACAGAUUUAUUCGCUGUUUUGAUAGACUGUUACACUUGGACUUCCAAUCCUCUUCCCCUUGACAAAGGAGGAAGCGCCUCGCUGGGAAUUUCUAUCCAGACUUUUGUCGAAACCCUUGUCAGAAACGCAACGAAUGAAAUGCCUUUUGUCGCAUCAUCCGCCAUAAUGUCUCUCGCGAAAUUAGCCUCACGGAAAUCUGCCGGCAACAUUCUUACUGUGUAUGCUCGUAUUGCGUUUAGAAUGACAGAGAAGCCAGGGCUUACCUAUGAUCCAGAUUACUUCAAUUCACCAAAGUUCAUCAAACUUCUCAGGAUUUAUGUCGAGUUACUUAAAUGUUGGCUAAGACAGGUGUCUGGUACCAAAGAUAUAUCUGAGGGUUUUGAUCAAAAAUCAGAAGAGCUUGACGCCAAUGGUGCUCUUGAUGAUUUAUAUCAAGUAAACCAUAAAGCUCCUGACUUGACCACAAUUGAACAUUCAACAACCAAGUUAAAGCCUUAUGAAGAGCUUGAAUGGAAGAACAUAAUCACAGUGAUUGAAGAAGUAGAAGGAAAUGGGCUUUUCUUUCUUUGCUCAGAUGACAGCACUAAAAGACUGUUGGCAAUUUCUGUCUUAAAGCUCGUCGAGCAAUUUGAUCAAUCGAUAUACAACAGCACCGAUAAUAAGGAAGUAUCGCCAAUUGCUUCAGGGGAAAGUUCACAAAUGGGACACUCCAGAAAAUCAUCUAAAUAUGUUGCUGAUGAGGGCUCUCGUUUAAUUUAUCACAUUGAAAACGCGGACAUGCUCGAUUUGAUCAAACCGAUCAAGAAAGAGCUCAGCUUACCAGAAAGAACCCGUUUGAGCAAAGUGAAAAAUAAGAGGGGUAUACUCCUUAAGUUUGCAUCUUCUGACCAUGGAAUAGAUUCAACAAUUUGGUUUAGAGUCUAUCCUCGUUUACUUGAUAUUUUGUUUGAGAAAUGCCCAAUGCCUGUCGCUUUAUGUCGCUCUAUUGUUUGUGUCCGGUUAGUACAGAUGUACGAGCAUGUCGUGGCUUUUUCUGAGUCUGUUAAAAACUAUACAUCCUCGCUUUUCAACAGGUCAUCCACUUCAAGUCCCCCCGAGGUAUUAGUGAACCAAUGGAAACUUUACUUGAUAUUUGCAUGCGCAUCGUUGACCAGCACGAACGAGCAGAAAAUGUCUAUACCCAGACAGCCCAGUCAUGGCCGGAAAAAAUCUUUGCCCAUGUACAUUCAACACCAGAAAAUAACUAGUGCAAAGUCCGUGUUUCGAAUGGUAUUACCUUUAUUGAAUUCACCCCAAACGAUGAUAACAGAGGCAGUUGUUUUAGGUUUGAGUUGUAUUAACAUAAAUACCUUCAAGACCUUUACGGAGAACCUCCCUGCUUCAAUCAAUGACUGGAAAACAAACGCCAAGUUCCGUGAUCAAGAGGAUAAAGUAAGAAUUGAAGUCAUUCACAUCUUGAGCUUGUUAACCAAUAGGUUCAAGGCAAGCUCGGGUUUGUUCUCUGAUGACUCUACAAUUGCGAACUUAGUCUCAAUUAUAAAAAAUGUGAAAAGUUUCCUUUCCGUCCCAUCUAUUCAAAUACUGCCAGAAUUUCAAAAAUUGAGAUUUCAUUUCAGUAUUUUCCUCGAGAACUUUCUCAUCGGAUUACAGAGCAAAUCAGAUCUGAGCCGCUGGUUUCCGUUUGAAGCCCGCAUAGGCUGCUUCAACUUUUUGCAUGAAUGGUGUGGGUUUGGCGAUUCUCGAUUAGUCUUGGAUGAGCGGUACCAGAUAAUGUUUGCGAGAGCGAGUGAACUGAAAGAUUCCGCAACAACAGUCGCUAUCUUGGAGCUCGAAAAGAAGACAUUUCAGAUCGCAUCAUUAAGUUGCAUGGCGACCAUUUGUUCGGGUGCGCUCAAACAAUCUUUUGCAGUUCCUGGAAAAACAGCUGUGAUAUCUUUCGACAUAAAGGGCAUCAUGACGUGGAUUCAUGAAAUUAUCGGCUCAGGUAUUGCAAAGGUUCAAGAAAUUGGGAAGACUGCUUUGAAAAAUAUUCUUUCGUCCAAUAUUAACACCGACGAAAUUUACUGCGAGGCACUUAUACAAUGUUACAGCUCGGAAAAUUCUUUGUCAGUGAAGGAAGUGUAUUUCACUCUUGUUGUUGAGGCAUUCAUAAAACACAGGAAGGUAGAUUCCAUGCCCUAUGAGAUUUUCAUCAUUUCGACCUUUUUGGUUGGAACAGACAAUCACGAAAUUCGGUAUGCUGCAAUCAAAUGUAUUAAGUUCGUUGAAGAAAAAUUUUUGGAGUCCACAGAAAUUGAUCGUUUCACUGAGAGUGUCUGUUGCUCAACUAUGGUUGUGUACAAAAAGGUCUUGUUUGAAAUUUCCAUGAAACUAGCGUCUUGUCACCUUGAGGAUGCGUUUACCUACAUCAGUUACUUGACGAAAUACUUCAAUGUUGUGGAUAACUCAACUAGAAGGGAUAUACUUGCAUGUUUACUCCCUUGGGUGCAAACGGUUGAAUUGACCUAUUCAACUUCGGCAAAAACCCCUAGUUUGUCCAACUUGAGUAGAUUUGAAGAUUUGCGAUCAUCUUCAGGUGACAUUGAUGCGCCUUCAAAAAUGGUUUUGGACAACUUGUUUGAAAUCACUGUUAAGUUUAGCAAGACCAUUACGAAUGAAGUUGAAGCACUCUGGGUUGCUUUAGGGACUAAACCACAGAACUUCGACUUGAUAUUUGACUAUAUCGUGAGAAAUUGUUUGGAAAGAAGAAAUCCAAGCUUUGUGUCUCAUUCGAGACAAAUAAUCGCUUACCUUGUUUUUUCGAAGCCUGAUUCUACAUUAGUUAUUGAUAAGUUGAUAUCAAACCUUCAGCCAAAAGCAAUGGUUCCCCUGCAGGUGAAUUUCACUGGCAGGGAAGAAGAAUCAGACUUUCCCUACUCUGCUAAUUUGACCCAUACUCUCGGUUUGAAUUUCAAGGAGUCGGCUUUUUCACUUGGUCAACUAUCUAUGGUGUUUCUUGUUGACCUUUUCAGGUCCAAGAAUCACAAAAUUUUGGAUCAUUUGCCAUUGUUGUUGCAUAUUUCCUUCUCACUCAUGGAUCAUUACUUCCCCUUGGUUCAAGAGCAAGCAGUAUCUUUACUCAUGCAUACAAUGCACUCUAUUGCGCCAAACCACCCUAAAGCAAAACAAUUUUUGGAAACUUUAAGAAAAAGGGACUAUCUGACCAGCCUUUGGACCUAUGAUGACUUGAAUAAUGACAAAAAGGGGGGCAUAACUCCAAAGAAUAUGGACCUCAUGGUGAGGGUUACUUUGGAGCUUUUCACACCAACUUUACCUUCAUUGCAGAAAGACUGGAGUAGGAUUUCGUUACAAUGGGCUACUUCCUGCGCCGUGAGACAUAUUGCCUGUCGUUCAUUUCAAGUCUUCCGGUCGCUUCUAACAUUUUUGGACCAGCCAAUGCUUAAGGAUAUGUUGAACCGCCUUUCGAACACAGUAUCUGAUGAGUCACCAGACAUUCAAGGUUUUGCUAUGCAAAUUUUGAUGACUCUGAAUGCAAUCACGGCUGAACUUGAUUCAAAAGAAUUGAUUGAUUUUCCUCAGCUUUUUUGGUCAAGUGUUGCAUGUCUUAGCACUGUUCAUGAGCAUGAGUUUAUUGAGACUAUAUCAAUGAUGUCGAAGUUUGUUUCCAAAAUUGAUCUUGAUGCUCCAGAUACCAUAUCCUGCUUGAUAUCUACAUUUCCUCCGAAAUGGGAGGGAAAAUUUGAAGGCCUUCAGGAAGUUGUAUUGGUGGGUCUUCGAUCUGCUACAGCCUGGGAACCCACUAUCAAGUUUCUCGAUAAAUUGAACAAGUUGAGGGAUAGUGACAUAAUUGGUUCAGGUGACCGCAGGCUCUUCACGACUCUCAUCGUGAAUUUACCUCGCUUUUUGCAUGCAAUGGAUCAAAGCGCUCUCAGCCCUGAGGUUGAAGCAACUUGCACUUUUAUAAGCGAGAUGGCUUCAAAUGGAAACAAAUUGGGAUUGUCAAGGAUCAUGAACUCACUAGCGAGAAACAAAUUUAGGGCAAAGAAGGAAUUCCUCAUGCAGACGAUCUCUGCAGUCAGAGCAAGCUUUUUUCCCGAGUAUGAAGCACAAACUUUGAUUAUACUUUUGAGCUUUCUCUCAAACAAAACACCUUGGGUGAAAUUGGAGACACUUGCUAUAUUAAAGCUCAUCUUCCCAAUUAUUGACUUGAACAGAGAUGAAUUCGCGGGAUUGGGCGCAGAUUUGGUGGCUCCUUUACUUCGACUUCUCCUUACUGAAUACGCAGAGCCUGCUUUGGAAGUCAUGGAUGAGGUUGCCACGAUAUCUGGCUCUCAGCUUGACAAGGAUAUCUUGAGGAUGAGUAUGGGGAGUACUAGCAUGAAAAAAGAAUACGAACAAACUGUGUCUCUUUUUGGCAUUCCUAAUGAUAGUGGUUGGGCCGUACCCAUGCCAGCGAGGACAUCGGCCAGAACAAGACAUAAUGUACACGCUGUCUUUGCUACUUGCAUUGAAGCCUCUGCAAUUCCGGAUGAGAAGCAAAAAGAUUUUUUUGCGGAUGAGGAUAUUCAAUUCUUGAUGGAAGAUUACUAUGCUCCUCCAGAAGACCACAUUGACUCUGCGUCUGUAACAGGCGAGGAACCUGCUGCUUCGCUAAGCAAUAUGUGGGCUGCGCUAGACGACUUCGAUUCAUUCUUUACCAAGCCGUCCGAACAACAAGCUCACAUGCUAAACAUGGGACGCUCGAAGAACAUGCAUGGGCACACUUUCUCGUUGGAUACUAGGCAGAGUGGUUCUAGCGACAUGAUCUCCCCCAUUGACUCGGUUCCGCAAGUUUACGAUAAAAGAGCGCUAGGAAUUUUGAAAGUGAGCCUUGCGAGAACUCAAUCUAACACUUCGUUCAAAAGCAGCUUGGCUGACAAUUUCGGGUCACCUAUUGAGCCAAAUCAACCCGAGGUCGCAGCGACAAGAAAAUCUUACAUUCCUUUUAGAAACAGCCGUCUCGGAAAAACUAAGAAUGACCACUAUGCUACUCCUACUAUGAAUGGCUCGAGCGUUUUUGAGACAGGUGCUUUAUCAACUCCAUCGAGAGCCUCAUUAAGAUCCCCUCCACUGAGCAACGCACAAAUGAGGAUGCCAAGCCCGCAAGAGGUUCGCAUUUCACCAGAGCCCAGUGAGGCUGCAAUUCGUUUCGACCACAUUCUAGGCGGUGGCCGGAAGAGGAAAACCAAAUACUAA